AAUUAAAAAAAAAAAAAAUAAAAAAAAAAAAAAUAAAUAAAAAAUAAAAAACACAUAAAAUCGGGAAAAAAGGGAAAAAAAAAUUCCCUCAAGAUCCUGAACUGGGGUAUAAAAGGAGUUGUUCUACAAGGAGUAGGACAUUGUGUCUGACAGUUGUGCCGUCAGUACGUGUGUGUGUGUGAUUUCGGCGUAUUGGUUUUGGAUCAUCUUUAUCAACAUCAAGAAUCUCAUCACUCUGCAUUCAACAUGCAUGCUUCCAACAUUCAAGUCGUGCUCUGCCUCAUGAUGGCUCUUGGAGCCUAUUCACUGGAUCCAAAGUAUAGGAGUGAAGACUUUCUAGCAUCCAGGGAGCAUGGACUGGAUACAUACAACAUUUUCCACAUCAGGCAAUGUCUGAUGUCAUCCAACAAGUUCAACCACGACCUUGCAACAAUGUACAAUGAUGUCAGCAACUGGUACUUAAAAAUCGCAGGAGAGCAUGAAGUGGGGAAGGAACUGUGUCACAAAAUCCACUGCGCAUAUGAUCUGCGUAACUGUCUCCACCCAUCAUUCACAUCGCUGGAUUUCCUUGAAGCAGUUAUUACAAAGUCAGUCGAGGUGUGCUCAUCCUACUGUCAACAUGGGCUGUCAACAACAUCUACAUCCAGUACUUCAAUCAGCAAUUGUGCCAGCAGACCCUGAAUCACCAUGUCCUUGUGGUGAUUGCAUUUUUGUCAUGAGUGCAAGGUGGAGUGUUGAGCCACUAUUCAACAUUGGAAAAGGAUAUUAUGAUCCUUUUGGAACUUUCGAGAAUUUUGCUGAUAUGAUUUCUUCAACAUUCCCAACAGCUACACUUCAUCCUUGUCACAAUAGACAGAUGAUGAUUCUGAACUUUCCUUAUAGCUAUGCAUUUUGUGAAAUGUGUACUAAUUUAGGACCAUUAUUUGACUAUGUGCUGUUAAACCUCGAUGAUUGAGAUGUUAUUUAUAUAUGUCUGAUAAUAUUCUUUGUAUCCAAUGUGUACUAGAGUAUGACUACAAUAUAAUCGUAUCAAAUCAA
Molecule: messenger RNA, 1038 nt
Organism: Nilaparvata lugens (brown planthopper)
Lineage: Eukaryota; Metazoa; Arthropoda; Insecta; Hemiptera; Delphacidae
Exons: 2
Coding region: 247-681 (144 amino acids)
Source: RefSeq, a predicted model, not a curated record